Pogoniulus pusillus (Red-fronted tinkerbird) is the source of this 6803-nucleotide messenger RNA. It is a transcript of the gene BLTP3A, whose product is annotated as bridge-like lipid transfer protein family member 3A. Gene Ontology annotation, molecular function: histone deacetylase binding. The coding region runs from base 55 to 4440 and encodes 1461 amino acids. Lineage: Eukaryota; Metazoa; Chordata; Aves; Piciformes; Lybiidae. The transcript is spliced from 21 exons. The record is from RefSeq and is a predicted model, not a curated record.
GGCGGCGGCGGUGCCGCGAUGGGGUCCUGGCGCCCGCGGCCCUGAGCCCGCGGCAUGGCCGGCAUCAUCAAGAAGCAGAUCCUGAAGCACCUCUCCCGCUUCACCAAGAAUCUCUCUCCAGACAAAAUCAACCUGAGCACGCUGAAGGGACAGGGGCAGCUGACCAACCUGGAGCUGGAUGAGGAGGUGCUGCAGAAUGUGCUGGAGCUGCCCACCUGGCUGGCUGUCACUCGAGUCUUCUGCAACAAGGCGUCCAUCAGGAUCCAGUGGACAAAGCUGAAGACCCACCCGAUCUGCCUGUACCUGGACAAGGUGGAGGUGGAGAUGCGGACGUGCGAGGAGCCGCGGGCGCCCAACGGACAGUCUCCCAUUGCUCUUGCAGCAGGCCAGAGUGAGUAUGGCUUUGCUGAGAAGGUCGUGGAGGGGAUGUUUAUUGUCGUCAAUUCUAUCACCAUCAAGAUUCACUCCAAGGCCUUUCAUGCUUCCUUUGAGCUCUGGCAGCUCCAAGGCUACAGUGUCAACCCCAGCUGGCAGCAGAGUGACCUGCGACUUACUCGCAUUACUGACCCUCAAAGAGGAGAGGUUUUGACGUUUAAGGAGCUGACCUGGCAGACACUGCGGAUAGAAGCAGAUGCCACUGACAAUGGUGACCAGGAUCCUGUUACUACUCCUCUGAGACUCAUCACCAACCAGGGAAGGAUCCAGAUCUCUCUCAAGAGGAGGACCAAAGACUGCAAUGUGGUGGCAUCUAAGCUGAUGUUUCUCCUUGAUGACCUGCUGUGGGUGCUGACAGACUCUCAGCUGAAAGCAAUGAUGAAAUAUGCAGAGUCUCUGAGUGAAGCCAUGGAGAAGUCUGCCCAGCAGAGGAAAAGCUUGGCACCAGAGUCUGUACAGCUCACACCACCUGCCCCCAGCACCCAGCAGUCCUGGAUGCAGCAGCCAGGGGCCAGUGCCAGCAGCCUGGGGCAGUACUUCGAGAAGCAUGACAUGAGGGAGUCCUCCUACCACCUGCUCAUCUCCCGCCUCGACCUGCACCUCUGCGACGACAGCCACGCACGCGACGCAGGCACUCUGAAGCACGGGAUGCUAGGAGGUGCCAUUCAGCUGACCUUCAGGAGGAUGGCUUUUGACUACUACCCCUUCCACAGAGCAGGAGAUGCCUGCAGACAUUGGGUGAGGUACAGUGAAGCAAUGGAGACAAGGGGGCAGUGGGCAGGGAAGCUGCUCAGUGAGUUUCAAAGCAAGAUUGAGAAGCUCUAUGAGGAAGCAGAGCCUGCGUUUUCCAGGACUCCCCUCUCCCCCUUCAGGAGGAAGCCAGAUCCUUUGUUGAGCCCUCAGAAAGGUGCCCCAGAGAGAGGCUGUGCACCCCCCAGUAGCCUGCCGCGGCUCCACCGCCCUCCCUGGAGCCGCCUCCGCUCCAGCUGCCUGCUGGUUCGAGUGGAUGACCUGGAUGUGCACCAGGUUUCUACAGCUGGGCAGCAAAGCAAGAAACCUUCCACCUUGCUCUCAUGUAGUAGGAAAUUCUUCAAGCUCCCUGAUCAGGUCUCUGCAAUCCAUAUUGAGUUCACAGAGUAUUACUUCCCAGACAAUCGGGACUUUCCAGUUCCCUGCCCAAACCUGUACAUGCAGCUGAAUGGCCUGAUGCUUACCUUGGACACAGCAAGUGUGCUCUGGAUAAACCUCUUCUGUCUGGAUCUGUAUCGCAGCCUGGAGCAGUUCAAAGCCAUCUACAGGCACCUGGAGGACUCGGGCAAGCAGGAUGAGCACCUCGAUGUGCGCCUGGAUGGCUUCCAGCUGAAGCUCAGCAUCCCCGUGGAGAAGAAGGUGGCCGAGCACCGGGACCGUCCGCAGGCACUCUGCAUCUGCACGGCAGAGGUUACUGCCACCAACACUCGCCACGCUCCCUCCUGCAGCUGCCAGGACCUCCAGAGCCUCUUCCGCGAGUUUGCCAGCUCAGAGUUCUUCCACUCUGGCUACAGCAAGUUCCCAAGGGCUCAGGACACCUUCAGCCUGCUCCACACCCUCUUCCUGCGCCACGCCUACGAGGUGCAGGACAGCCCUCGGAAGCCUGCAGGCACUCCCCAGCUUCUGCACAAGGCCUCUGCCUCUGCAGAUCUCUGGUCUGUGUAUUUCACUGAGCUUUCCCUGGACUUCGAGGGGGCUGAGAGCUCCAAGGGCAGAGCCCUGAGCUUUAUUGACCCCUUUCCCCUUUCCCUUUGGGCCUGCCUUCCCAAGAGAUGGGGGCAAGCUCAGAUAGCCAAGCGACAGGAGCUGGCUGCCUCCAAGUUGAAAAUGAAGCCUUCUGCCAGCUUUAGCAAUCACUCCCAGGGUGAGAACCUUUCCAGAGAGCCUGGGGUGUGUCAGAGAUCAAAGACUGACCAGGAUCUGAAGAACAUCUACAAGGUCCCUGAGACAAUGGAUGUCUUGGGAGAAUCUGAGUGUGAAGUUGAUGGGGUGGCCGAGGAGCUGGAAGCUUCUGCUGAUAUCCACGUGCUUGUGUCCUCAGCUGUUCAUCUCAAAGUUCGGCUCAACCACUACCAGUACUUGGUGCUGCUCAGGAUGAAAGAAGUUCUGCAGACACUGCAGGAGCAGCUGGCCCAGGAUACCCAGGAGGUGACUGGAUCUCCUUUAGACCCCAUGUCUGCUUGCAUGGGUGUGGUGUUCCACAGUGUUGAAGUGGCCCUGCUCAUGAACCCAGCACCAGGGCCUGUGCUGGAGCCCAGGUCCCUCGACUCGGACACCACGAGCCUGAUCGAGUCGGAGCUGCCCCCUUCAGACAGCAAGGAGGGGCUGGCAGCUGAAGGGAAGGAGCUGAAGUCAGAGACUGGUUCGGAGAAGGGGCCCUGCAGCCCCUCAGAGGUCUCAGAGAGCAGCAGCAUUGAACAGACAGGUGCCAGUGCCACCAGUGCCCCUCUGGAGAGGCUCCCCAGGUCUGCAAGUGACGGAGCUCUGGGUGCAGCUCCGCACAGUAAGAGCAUGGAGGAGAAAGGUUUGGUAGAGGAAGCACACGAAGCUGUGGAAGCUCUGGUUGCAGAAAGGCCAUCAGAGACCAGCAGCCAUCCUCAGAGCCCUCCCCUCCCUUCUAGCCCCACCUUGGACGUGCAGCCCUCGGGCAGGGGAAGCGUCGCUCUCGACGGGCAGGCAGAGCUCAUCCCUCUGAAGAACAUAGAGGUGGACUUGUCCAGUGCACUGCACAUCACCAAGGACGCCACAAAGGAAGCUCUGCACGUGACCAUGGACCUCACCAAAGAGGCCAUGUCUAUAACAAAGGAUGCUCUGAGCCUGAGCAGGGAGAAGAUGACAUCCACCAUGCAGAAAAUGCUCUCCCUGCCCCCAGCCAAGGACCCUGUGCCCAAGGCAGAGGAAGGAGCAGUGACACCGGGCGGGGGCGGCAGCAGCCGCCUGCGUUUCUUCUCGGUGAGGAGGAGCCCAUCCCAGCACUCCUUCGAGUGGCCCUGGGCGGACGGAAGCAGCGCCGAGGACAGGCUGUCGGUGGACAGCGACGGCAGCGACGGCUUUGUGCUGCUGACAGACUCCGAGUCCAGCCUGGACCCUCUUCCCUCAGGCCAUCUUCCUCAGGUCCCCAGUGACACAGACAGCAGAGCAAGCUUGGUGGGUGAAGAGGAGGGGGCAGUGUCUCCCGAAGUGAGCAGCUCAACUUCUCAGAGUGAAGACCCCAGCCCUCAGUUGGUGUCUGUCCUGGUGCUGAAGAUGAGGGAGGUGAGCUGUGGCAUUGAGGCUCGAGGUGAUGAUUUGUCUGUUGCUGUGCAAGUGAUGAAUGUGACCCCAGAGCAGCUGAGCAACGUCGGCUUGUGGCAGUACCUGCGUGGCUACCUGGCUGCGGGAGGUGCAGGGCCGGAGGCGGCUGCGGCGCCCGAGGCUGGCAGGAGCCAGCCGGCAGUGUGCCUGCGCUUCGAGCUGGGUCCUGCCGCUGCCCUGCGGUCGCCACUCGCCCUCCAGAACGGCUUUCUCCAGCUGCUGCUCCACAACUACACAGCAGAGCUCCUCAUGUCCUUCCUCACCAACCUGGGCCCCUUCCUUGAGGACGAAAUCGUUCCAGAGGUGAUCCCCAUGGAGAUAGAAGUUGUGGAUGCCAAAAUCACGUUGAAGGAUGACAGCCCCCAGCUGUACCCAACCUCCCCUGGCCCUAUUCCUGUCACCCUGGCAGUGGAUCACGUCGUGGUGAGGCGCAGGGACGAUGGAGUCUUCUACCUGACAGCUCCCCAUGGGCAGGGGAAGCAAGAGGAGCCUGUGUCAGCUGCUCAGGAGCAGAAGGCCCCCCUGGAGAGUGUCCCAGCAGCACAAGGACUGCAGUUACAGCAAGUGCCAGAGCUGCAGAGGGAGCUGCAGGCCGUGAGGAUGGCCCUGGCGGAAGCCAACCUGGACAAGGCUCGGCUGCUGCAGGAGGUCAGAAAGUACAACCCCCUCUUCCAGCUCUGACACCGAAGGUGCAGCCUGCAGCUGCUCAGGAGUUGAGACCUCCACCAGCACUACAGCAGCGACUUGCAUUCUGCUGCUGCUGCAUGGACCAACCCCCUGGAGCCUGACGACCUCGCGUGGAGCCUGCGGGGACAGCAGAGGCGCUGGGGGAGGGAGGUCUGGCUGAGUGGCAGGGGCGGAGUGAGGAGGAGCUGCCUGUCUGCAGCCGCUUCCCUCUGUCCUGGCAGUGUGGUGCUGCCUCUGUCACUGAAGCAGGGCAGUGGUCAGCCUGCAGACAAGGCCAGAGGUUGAGGGACACAUCCGUGGGUGGCAGUGACAGCUUUCAGCUUCCGCUGCCAUGGUGACAUCUGGGAGUGGCUCUGGGUUGGGGUUUCUGACUCUCUCAGCCCUGCACCGUUGUUUGUGAGCACUGAGCCUGGGCCUGAGCAUCUUUGAUCAGGGAUGUUGGGCUGUGGGUCAGAAAGUGCUGAUCAGAGUGGAGGGGACACUUGACUGCUCUCCAGGGGGUAGCUGCUGGCUUGAGCAUGGUUUCUCCUCCUGCCUUUGCUGGAGCUGCUUCCUUGAAGAGGAAGGAGGCUCUGACUGGGCUGAUAAAGGAGUGUGGAGAGCAAGGGGGAGCCUCCAGUAGUGAUGAGGUAAAAAUUAACUAAAAGGAAAUGGAAUUUCUGAAGUGCAGGGUCAGAGCCACUGCUGGAGCCAGGCUGGCAGAUGGGCACUGGGGCUGUGCUCUCCUGGGCAAGGUGCUGCAGGAGGAAGAAGCUGUGAUGGAGUCUGUUGCAGAGCAGAGCUUGCUUUGUGCUCUGACCCAGGGGUGACUGUCAGCCCCCUCUGAUACAGGUGAGCACAGGUCCCCACCUGUCACAAGCAGCAUCUUUGCUGCCUGCAGCUGCUUGGAUUUUUUGGUAUUCUAGGCCUGAAUCUGGGUUCAUGCAGCUCUUUGGUGCUGGUGUCAACGUGCUGCUGCCAGGGGGCAGCUGCCAGGCUGUGCUGGGUGCAGUGGCAGGCUGUGUCUGGGUGGUGCCAGCAUCACUGGUCUCAAGGCCAGACAGUCCCUGCUGCCUGCUUCAGCUGAGCACACUCCCAAAACUUCACUGGGCAGGGGUUUUCUGGGUGUUUUGGUUCUUCUCUCCCUGGCAGCAUCCCCCCUAGAGCUGUAGCUAAGGUAACCCAAGGUCUGACUCUGCCAUGCGAGGAGCUGAGCCCUGGAAAUGCCACAGAGACCUUGGGAGUUAGGUUUGGUUUUCUUGCUGUGCUCUUCUACCCUUGUCCCUGCCCAGAUGUGGAGCUGUUGAAUGCUUCCUGAGCUCAGUUCUGCUCUGGGGCAGUGGGGACAUCCUUCCAGUACCAGGCCAUGUGUGGGGGCACUGCUUUUGCCCAGCACAGCCUCUGAUGGGACAGGUUUGUGGUGCUGUGCUAGGAGCUGACCUUGGGCAGCCAGCCAGGCCUGGCCCCAGAACAGAAUACUCAGUGCCAGAGUGGCUUCACCACUGCUGCCUUGGGUGUGGAGCUCUGCAGCAGGAGCUUCUGAGCUGCCAUCUGCAGUGACCUGCUCUUGCUGGGAGCAGCUAAGGAGCAAGAGGCAGCACAGCAGCCUCCUCCCUAGGCACAAAUCUCCCUCUGAACAGCUUACAAAGAACCACAACAGCACCCACAAAGCCCACAGCAGCAAAACUGAGUUUGUAGCCCUCUCUUUGUGCUCCUGUGCUUGCUCCCACAGUGUGGAGUCAGGAGUGCUGCUUGCCUUAGGCAGGGGCCGGGCUGUUCUUCACUGUUAAGCACUGGAUAGAUGGAACUGGGGAGGGGUCUUUGUUCUUCUGCAGGUGUGUCCUGAACGGUGUCCAGCUUCAUCUCAGCCAGCUUGGGAAGCGAGUGGAGGGAUGGAGUGGUCUGGGCUGUGGAGCUGUCACCUCCUGCCUGCUCCCUCCACAGCUGCAGCCUGAGCAGGGCUGGCUUGUUUGCAGCCCAUUUCUUGCUCCAGCAGCUGCAGCCAGCUGGUUCGGGUUGGGAAUCGAAGCCCUCCUGUGGUUUUGUUCUGAAGUGCUGCGGGCACGGCCCAGGGCCGUCCUGCCGGCCACAGAGCUGCCCCAGCACCCCAGCAGAGUUUACUCCAUAGAGCCUUUUCUUUAAGGUCUUUGCAUUGUGAUGAGAGCCAAACUCAUCCUUGGUGCAUCCACCCCAGCUCGACCCUGGGAGAGCAUCUGGCCUCAGCCUCUCCUAGAUGGAAGGUGCUGACGGGGCCCUGCUCUGCAUGCAGCUGAGUGGCCUGGAGCUGGGGACAGCACUGGAAGCUGUUGCAGUUUUGUUUCCACUCCUGCAGUUAUUGGUUCUGUGAACCAUGACAAGAAAUUAAACUGUUAACCUCC